AUGUCACAAGCAGCGCAAGAUCACCCUAUUAAGCUCCCAGGCUUCGGCCUCCCCCUCAAUCACAAGCCAGAAUCCCACUUCCCCACAGCCGUGGACGACUGGUUCCAAUCCUGGCCGCACACAAUCCGGGAGCGCUGCAUGGUAACCCUCAUGGAAGAAGUCACACUUGAGAAAGACUGGGACUCCAAGGCGUUCUCGGACUCUGCCAUCUCAGACUGGAAGAAACGCGUCAUGGCGAAAAAGUGGCGGCGAGACGAUGGCAUCCGGCACGGAGAUUUUACCGAGACCAUGUUCGAAUGCUUCAUCGAAGAGCUCCAGGGAAAAGCGAAGCUGUACCAAGAGACGGGCAUCGUGCCGGUUCUUGACAUCGAAGUCCGCCUUGCGAGGUCAGAUAAAGCCAUUACGCCGGAGUUGAACAAGUUACUCCAGAAAGCCGCAGUUUCCAUCCAGGAGACAUCAACUCGUCGGAUGGACUGGAACGCAGGUAAGGAAGACAUGUCCGGCGCCACCGUCUCAACCCCAAGCGCCGACUGCGUCUCCAUCAACCUCAUCGACCCAAACAUGUAUCCCCUCAUAUACGGCCGCUCCAGAGUCCUCCCCGACAAAGAAAUCACCCUCGACGACAGCCUCAACCACAUCGCCAAAGGCGUAACGAUCCCCACACCAAGCCAAGACGAGAGAAUCCACACCGACGGCUUAAUGGGCGAGCAACGCACCCUCUGGUCCGGAAUAUCCCAAUGGCUCCCCACCAACAUCUCAUUCCCAGACGGCGUCAACGCCAAGAUCACGAGCUACAUCAACAACCUCCACCCCAAGGACCACGCAGACGUCUACCCCCUCCUCGAGGAGGUCGUCACCAGGACCAUGCCGCUGUGGAACGUCGUCUACGCCACGGUCUACAAGGACACGAUGCCCUGCGACAUGCGGAUGGACUGGAACAGCGGCGGCCUGGAGUUCCCGGGCACGGCGCCGUAUGACCCGCUGAACAUCAAGGACGACUUGAUGAACGGGCUCAUCGACGACGAUGAGUGGCAGAGGAGGACGAACCAGUGGCUUGCUGAUCAAAGCUUCACGCGCAGACCGGAGCCCUUGCUGAAGAAGGAUAAGGGUUACGGCGCGGACAAGUGCAUAUUGACGCCGGAAUCCAUCGCAGAUAAGACGGUGAUGCUCGGCGAAGUCGGCGGCAUCCAGGUUGUUGUCAAGAUGAGCGCCGUGUAUCUCACCCCGGAGAACCCAGUUUACGACUCACAGAGCGAGUUCGCUUUGGACGGCGCGCUAAACGACCGCAUCGCCGCGACGGCCGUCUACUUCUUCGACGACGACAACGUCACCGACUCGCGGAUCUCUUUCAAAUCGCGAUUCCACGGGUUACAUUUCGAAGAGGAGUGCUGGUAUAACGACGGCGACGAGCGAUACGUGGAGCAGACGUUCGGGUUCAGACCGCCCGCGCCUUCCUUGCAGGACGUGGGGUCCGUCACCAUGCGGGAGGGUCUGAUGGUAGCCUACCCGAAUGUGCUGCAGCACAAGAACCUGUCAUAUCGAUUGAAAGACCCGACGAGACCGGGACACAGGAAGGUGUUGACGCUGUAUCUGGUGGACCCGCGGAUCAAGGUCUUGUCGACGGCUAAUGUGCCGCCGCAGCAGGCUGAGUGGUGGGUCAGGGAGUUCGCGAGAGAUAACGGACAGGUGAAGGGUUUGCCUAAGGAGGUGGUCGACAUGGUGGUGGACAACAUUGGUGAUAUUCCGAUUCCGAGGGCAGAUGCUAGAAGAGUUAGGGAUGAGGUGGUGGCAGAAAGGCGGGAGUUAGAAAAGGGGGUUGGUGGGGUACUGUCAGCGUAUAUCGUCAAUGUUGGAUUCUUUUCAGGGGAAGGUUUUGAUGGUGAUGAAAGUGUGGAUGAGGAGGAUGAGGAUGAGGAUCAUCAGUCUGAUGGGUGA
Molecule: messenger RNA, 1935 nt
Organism: Colletotrichum karsti
Lineage: Eukaryota; Fungi; Ascomycota; Sordariomycetes; Glomerellales; Glomerellaceae
Exons: 3
Coding region: 1-1935 (644 amino acids)
Source: RefSeq, a predicted model, not a curated record